This is a messenger RNA of Sclerotinia borealis F-4128, 990 nucleotides long. The record is from the annotation of a GenBank genome assembly. Lineage: Eukaryota; Fungi; Ascomycota; Leotiomycetes; Helotiales; Sclerotiniaceae.
AUGGCUAAAACGAUAUUCACAACGAUUACGCCUCUCCCAGCCAAUGUAUCCCGCCAAACGGUCCUCGAAACCCUCCACGAUCACAUCGAAAUGAUCGAUCUUAACCCAUCCCACGCCGAACGCCAUCCCACCAAAGCCCCUCCCUCCGCCACCCCCGAAGAAUAUCACUGUCAGUGGUACCGAAUCGUGGACAAAAUAUCGUAUCUACCCGCCAAUCUCUAUACCGGCACUAUUUCCUUCAACGCCUGUUUUCACAAUUUGGCGAAUGGGCUGCAAACGCAUUGUUAUGCGCCCAUGGGAUUGGAUAUCAAGGAAAAAUGGACGAUUGGGGGAAACAUGCCUGGCGAACCAGCAGUUCCGAGAGAGAUUGGAAUCAAUGCGCCGGUGGAGGGAUUGUAUAUUAGGGAAGAUGUGGAGAUGAAGUGCAACAUUCUGAUGACGAGAUUUGUGCGCAAGACAUUGCAGGAGUGUUUGAAAGCGCUCGUUGCGCGAUUAGUCGUGAAAGCACAAUUGCAAGAGGCGCGCGAGAGAAAUAGAAGAUUGACGCUUGGAAGUGCAGCUGGAUAUGAGAGGGAUGGCGAUACGAUGACGCCGCCGAUGAGUCCACCGAUGCGAAGCCCCGGUAUGGCUACUGUGAGUAGUAUGGGUAGGAGAGGCAGUACGUACAGUAGUUCGAGCGUCCCGACGAGUCCCCCAUUAACUCCAUAUAACCCUGAGAAAUGGGCGGAGGCGGGUAUGCAGGGCCAUCCCACGCUACAACCAUACACGCCCUUGCAGUUGCAGCAGCAACAUCAGCAACAGCAGUUAUAUCAGAUGCAUCACGAAAGGAAGAGUUACGGGGGACAGGACCAAAGAUGGUCGGGCAUCAGUGACAAGACGCAAGCGUCAUUGCCAGGCCCGAACUACGCGAAUAAGCCCGUCAACUAUACGAAUAAGCCUGCCCGAAUCGCGGAAAUGGAAGCGCCGCCCGGACCUGUGGAGUUGCCAUAG